Molecule: messenger RNA, 2651 nt
Organism: Solanum pennellii
Lineage: Eukaryota; Viridiplantae; Streptophyta; Magnoliopsida; Solanales; Solanaceae
Product: peptide-N4-(N-acetyl-beta-glucosaminyl)asparagine amidase A-like
Exons: 1
Coding region: 28-1818 (596 amino acids)
Cellular component (GO): vacuole
Source: RefSeq, a predicted model, not a curated record
AAAAAUCUACAGUAUAUUAGUCAGCUGAUGAUACUCAAAGCUCAAUCAUCAAUGGCUGCCUCCUCUUCCAUUUUCUUAGUUUAUUUCUUGCUACCCUUAUUUUCCACAGCAACCCUCCACAGUACUUCUUCUCUUUAUAGAUCCCAACUCAUCACUCAGCAAGAAUCUUCACCCAAAAAUGCCACCCCCACAACAUUCUUUGAAGUCACAAAACCUAUAAAAUUACCCAAAACCAAACCUUUUUCACACCUAAUUCUUGAACAUGAUUUUGGUUCCACUUACAGAAAACCCCCAAUUCUUGCUAACUACACACCCCCUUUUAAUUGCCCAUCUCAGAAAUUUUCCAAAAUUGUGCUGGAAUGGAGAGCAACUUGUAAAGGUAGGCAAUUUGAUAGAAUUUUUGGUGUUUGGGUUAGUGGGGUUGAGAUAUUCAGAAGCUGCACUGCUGAACCAACUAAAAAUGGGAUCUUUUGGACUGUCAAGAAGGACAUUACUAGGUAUUCUUCUUUGCUUAUGAAAAAUCAAAUCUUUGCUGUUUAUUUAGGAAACAUUGUUGAUAGUACAUACACUGGUGUGUACCAUGUGGAAAUUUUUGUUCAUUUUUAUCCUGCUAAAGUGAGAUUGGGUGGAUUUGAUUCUGGGGCUGAUUUGAUUGUUCCCAUUUCAAGAAAUAUGCAUUUGAAUGAUGGGUUGUGGUUUGAGAUUGAAAAUUCAACAGAUGUACAGUCAAAGGAUUUCAAGAUUCCCCCAAAUGUGUAUAGGGCUGUAUUGGAAGUUUAUGUUUCAUUUCAUGAGAAUGAUGAGUUUUGGUAUGGGAAUCCACCUAAUGAGUAUAUAAGUUCGAAUAAUCUUAGUAUCGCGGGGAAUGGAGCUUUCAGGGAGGUGGUGGUUAGUUUGGAUGAAAUGGUAGUUGGUGUAGUUUGGCCUUUUACUGUGAUCUAUACUGGGGGUGUUAAUCCCCUCUUUUGGAGACCGAUUAGUGGAAUUGGAUCGUUUGAUCUUCCUUCUUAUGACAUUGAAAUUACCCCGUUGUUAGGAAAGAUUUUAGAUGGAAAUAGUCAUAAGAUUUCAUUUAGAGUCACGGAUGCUCUGAACGUGUGGUAUGUUGAUGCAAAUUUGCAUCUUUGGUUGGACGGGAAAAGAAUGAAAACGGAAGGGAAGUUGUUGAAAUACAGCUGCUUGCCCCUUUCUUUAUCGGUGCUGACCAAUUUUACAGGUUUUAAUGGAUCCUUUAUUACGAAUGCUAGUAGGUCCAUUACAUUGACCGGAAUGGUGAAGUCGUCUUAUGGAGCUAUCACUACUAAGUCGUCUCAAAGUUUAAGUUAUAGCAACCAUAUGGUAAUGGGAAAUGAAGGGAACUUGCAAAUAGUGGAUCAGAUAAUCGAAUUCAAUGAUACUGUUUAUGCCACGACGCCAUCUUCUUCUGUUCACUCGCUUGAGUCCUUCAAAAAGUAUCUGUUGAAGAUGUAUUCUGACAAUGUAGAUCAAGGAAACCAAAGCUAUACCUCGAUAUCAAACUUGACGUUGGGAUUAGAUGACAAGAGGGUAAAGGGUUCCAAGUAUGGAUCCUCAGUCAGCUCUGUGAAUAAUUUGCAAAACGCGCAGGGCUAUAUGAUUGUAAAGGGCCACUUAGUAGUCAAAGGACUUGGAAGUACCCAACAAGUAUAUAAACAUAACGAUGAUUCGUGCUGCUACUCCAGGAACAUAAGCAGCUCAAAUUACACAAUACUUUACGAUAAGGUAAGCAAUAGCUGCAGCAAUAGUACUUGGUCUCAUUGGCCUUUGAGGAUUGACAAAAGGCGGUCUCUUCCUGGUUGAAGAGUCCUUUUUGCAAUCUCAUCUUGACUCUUCCGAAUUCCACUUUCACUCAUUUGCUGCUAAAGCUACUUAUUAUUAUGAUGCAAAUGCACCACUGCAGUGUCUCUUGUAUUCUUGGACUUGUUAAUUUUGCUAAUCUAUGCUGUUUUGCUAAAUGAAUUGUCUCUGAAACUUGACUUUGCCUAUUUAUCUUUUGUUGUUACGUCUUUCUUCAAACACGAGAAAAUUUAGUAUUUUGUCUAAGUUUACAGGCCUACAAUCCUUGAGAAAUUUGUUAGAUCCAUUCUUUCUUGGUGGCUUCUUUUUGCUCCUGUUUCACCCCUCUACUGCCACUCUAUUGGUUUCGGGAGGGGGAGGAGGUUGAAGAUUUGUUCAAAAUGCAACUUCAUAGACGUUCUUUCUACAUAACGCUAUAUCUUCAUAAGAAGAACAUUGUUCAGCUUUCAAUGACUUUGGCAUAGCCAACAUAGUUGCAUUUGAAGUUUGGUAUUUUGUGAAAAGUAUACCAGGUUUCUCUUCCUAUUGGCUCAACGCGAAAUGUUUCUGGCUGAAGAAGCAACAAAAGUUAUAUUUUGAAACUUUAUCUUCUCCUUAGCUCAAAGCUUUAGUCCUGCCAAGGUAGGGAUAAGGUCUGUUUAUACUCUACCAUCCCGAGACCCCAUUUGUGGGACUAUACUGGGUAUGUCCGUCUUCUUGUUGUUGUUAGCUCGAAGCUGUCUUUUGAGGUAUUGUUGUAUGAACUUGAUAAAUCUUGAUCUAGUGGGAGCAAGUAUGAUCUUAUUUGAUUUGUAAUCCUAUAUUCCAAAUGGAAAGAUCAUUACUUGAUACUCUGA